AUGACGCCUCCAAAUAUUCUCAUCUACCUGUUACGGAGGGACCUCCGGCUGGAAGAUAACCCAAUCUUCCAUGCUGCGGCUACUGACGCCGCUAAAACAUAUACGCACCUCCUUCCCGUCUAUGCUUUCCCGGCUCAGCAAAUAGAAGUUUCUGGUUUCAUCCCCGAAGACUCCGAGGAGAAGAGUCCGUAUCCCGAGGCACGAUCCAGCAUUGGCAAAUUCUGGAGAUGCGGGCCACACCGGGCUAAAUUCAUCGCGGAGAGUGUUUGGGAGUUAAAGGAGACCCUGGGAAACGUGGGCAGCGGACUAGAGGUAAGAGUUGGCAUGUUAAGUGAUGUUCUGAAGGAUCUCCUAGCAGGCUUCAAGUUUAAUGGGAAAGGGGUGAAUAUCGCUGCUGUGUGGAUGACUGCCGAAGAAGGCGUCGAGGAGAAACUUGACGAGAAAGACUGCAAAACAAUUUGUGACGCGGCAGGUGUCGACUUCAAGUUGUGGAAGGAUGAGAAGUACUUUGUAGAUGACGAUGACGUUCCGUUGAAGGACAUCAGUGAGCUUCCAGAUGUUUUCACCACCUACCGAAAGCUUGUUGAACCACUCCUCAAUGCGCCUCGGGCUCUCCUACCCACGCCGGCCAAAGGCACACUACCACCGUUACCUCCUAUGUCAAUAAUUCCGCCCCAAUCUCCACCAUUCGUUAUACCAAACUCUUACGAAGAUCUUGAAUCAUCUCUCCUCUCACCCGUAUCCCAAUCGCCUCUCCCCACAUUCCCACUGCGCCCAAGCUCCAUGCCACCAUCCCCCACCCUCCACGGUGGAUCCCAGGCCGCCCAAUCCCGACUCCUCCACCUCCUCGAAUCCGGCGCCAUCACCACCUACAAAGACACGCGAAACGACCUUAUGGGCGCAGACUACAGCGUACGCCUCUCUUCAUAUCUCUCUCAAGGCUGCAUCACAGCACGUCAAAUACACAACUCUCUCGUCUCAUUCGAAUCUGGCGACUCCAAUCUCCCCUCCUGCGCCUCCACCCCCGGCUUCGGCAAGGGCGAGACUGACGGCACGUCAGCAGUCCGAUACGAACUCCUCUGGCGCGACUACAUGCGCCUCUGCACGCGAAAGUACGAUGCACUCCUCUUCUCCAUCGGUGGCUUCCGCCGCGACUUCUCCCAGCCAUGGACCACACCCUCGACUGAUCCCGCCAGCUCAGCAGCGCUCGCGCGCUUCCUCAACGGAACAACCGGUACAGGACUCAUCGACGCGAGCCAGCGCGAGCUAGCGCACACGGGAUACACAUCUAGCCGCGCGCGGCAGAAUGUCGCCAACUUCCUCGCGAAGCACCUCGAGCUCGACUGGCGCCUGGGCGCGGAGUGGUACGAGUACGCGCUCGAGGACUACGACGUCAGCAGCUGCUGGGGGAACUGGCAGUAUGUGGCUGGUGUGGGCAACGAUCCACGGGGCGACGGCCGCAGCUUCAACCCCAUUAAGCAGUCGUGGGACUAUGACCCGAAGGGGGAGUACUGUCGCGCUUGGAUCGUGGAGUUGGGUGGGGUGGGAGAGGAUAAUGGCGGGUUGGAGCUUAGUCCAGGCGAGUGCUUUCAGGCGUGGACGAUGGCUAAGGAGAGGCAGGUGUGUUUGGGGAUUCAGGGGCUAGAGUGGGUGAGGACGCCGCUGAAACCGAUUGAGUUCACGGUUGAGCGGAAGCAGAAGGGGGCGAGACGAGCGGAUGCAGUAGAUGGGCAGGGUUAUCGAGGUGGGCGGGGUGCUGGGAGAGGGGCUCCGAUGGCCCAGCAUAGAGGACGUGGCGGUGGGUACCCUGGUGGUGGAGCGUACAGUGCUGGUGGAGCACCAUAUGGCGGUGGUGGACCGUAUGGCGGUGGUCCAGUGUACGGUGGUGGCGGCGGGUAUGGCGGUGGCGGUCCAUAUGGGGGUGGCUACAUUACUUAUAAUACCCGCGGUGACUGGAAUCCCCGCGGCAAUGAGCCUCCGAGAGGCCCCUCUCUUCGCGGAAGGGGAGGCAAUGGAGGCCGAUGGGGGCGCGGCGGAUACGGACCCCGUAUUAGAGGGCCAGCUGAGGGUCAUCCUAACGGAGCUGUUGCUGAUGCGGGAGUAGAUGGUCAGUCUACCACGGCUUGA
Pseudogymnoascus verrucosus is the source of this 2127-nucleotide messenger RNA. RefSeq lists its product as uncharacterized. The coding region runs from base 1 to 2127 and encodes 708 amino acids. The transcript has 2 exons. The record is from RefSeq and is a predicted model, not a curated record. Gene Ontology annotation, biological process: photoreactive repair. Lineage: Eukaryota; Fungi; Ascomycota; Leotiomycetes; Thelebolales; Thelebolaceae. Gene Ontology annotation, molecular function: FAD binding; damaged DNA binding; deoxyribodipyrimidine photo-lyase activity.